This is a messenger RNA of Aspergillus chevalieri, 660 nucleotides long. Its product is annotated as SIMPL domain-containing protein. Gene Ontology annotation, cellular component: external side of plasma membrane. Gene Ontology annotation, biological process: DNA damage response. NCBI's taxonomy places the organism in Eukaryota, Fungi, Ascomycota, Eurotiomycetes, Eurotiales, Aspergillaceae. The transcript has a single exon. The record is from RefSeq and is a predicted model, not a curated record. Bases 1 to 660 code for a protein of 219 amino acids.
AUGACACCAAUCACAAUCAACGUCACAGGCUCCUCCACCAUCCAUCAACCUCCAGAACGAGCCGUAUUGUUCUUCCACGUUCAAUCCGAGGGUUCAUCGUCAGACACUGUCUCCAAAGAAGUCACAGCCACCUCCAACCAGCUCCAACAAAUAUUCAAAGGGCUAAAAUCAAAUUCACUCGUCCCAACCCCAGUAGCAGCAUUCUCAACCAGUUCCCUCCGACGCUGGUCCGAGCGACCCCGAGACCGAGACGGAAACCCUGGCGAACGAGUCCAUUACGCCCAGCUGCGAUUUGAAGCUACAUUUCGUGAGUUCAAGAAACUAAGUGAAGUUGCUGGUCGGCUAUCAGCAUAUCCAAAUGUCGCCAUCUCCAACAUUGAUUGGCGACUGACGGACGAGACCAAACAAGAGCUCGGCUCCAAAACGAGAAAAUUGGCGAUGAAAGAUGCGAUUCAGAAAGCGUUCGACUAUGCUGAGGUCAUUGGCAGAGAGGUGAAUCCGGUUGAGAUUACGGAUAUGGAAUCUCCAGGGCUGCACUCGCCAAGGUAUAUGGCGGCCAUGGCGGCGUGUCCUAUGGAGGAUGAACGCGAGGAAUUGGAUCUUACACCACAGGAUGUUGAAUUGACCAGUUCCAUUCAGGUCAACUUCCGUGGGGAGUAA